Messenger RNA from Lepus europaeus (European hare), 14706 nucleotides. It is a transcript of the gene DNHD1, whose product is annotated as dynein heavy chain domain 1. Gene Ontology annotation, cellular component: dynein complex. Lineage: Eukaryota; Metazoa; Chordata; Mammalia; Lagomorpha; Leporidae. The record is from RefSeq and is a predicted model, not a curated record. The coding region runs from base 109 to 14685 and encodes 4858 amino acids. Gene Ontology annotation, molecular function: dynein intermediate chain binding; minus-end-directed microtubule motor activity; ATP binding. The transcript has 44 exons. Gene Ontology annotation, biological process: microtubule-based movement.
AGCCCCUUGAGAUCAAAGGUUUUGUCUUACUCAGAUUUAAUUUUAGGAGGUGGGAUGGGGUCCACGAAUAUCCUGGUGGAGUCUGGCAUUAGCUUCAACACUCAGUGAAUGGAUAAAGUGGCACACGAUGACACCUGCUUCCACGCCCUCGGGAUUGCUAUUCCUCGGAAUCCACGUGUCAUUCUUGUCCAGACCCAGCCAGGUCCUCUGCCAGUCUCCCCAACCCUGGCUUGUGGCUCCCUCAGGCGCUCCCCCGCAAUGAAACCUCAUCAGCGGACCUGGCUCUCUUCCCUUCCCUUGCCUCCUGUACGCCUUCAGCCAGGUGAGGCUCAGCCAUCGAGAGCCUGGAACUGGCGGUUGAAGCCUGAGUUGUGGGCAAGGUCACUUCGACAGGAGUUGCGAGCCCAGCUCCUCUUGGUCACAGAGGAGAGGUGGGUAGGUUCGCCUCCUGGUGAAACAUCAUCUGAUGCCCUUGAGUCUUGGCAUUCCAUCUGUGCCCUGGGCAGCAAAGGACAGCCUGGGGCCCAUCAGAGAAAACAGAGGCAGUUCCUCAAGGCAGCGCCCGAGACAGAGCAGCCCACAGUGCUGGAACUCCUGCUAGCUGAGCUCAAAGCUCUGUUCUCAGCUGUGCUCCAGGAUCACAGCCCCGCAGCUUGGUGCUACCUGCAUGGAGUACUUGGUCUGCUGCCUCCGUAUCGUGAGUUGCUCGCCGGUCACCUUGAUUUGCUGCCCUUCCUGGAGCAGCUGUUCUGCUGGGCUCCCUGGGUCCAGUGCCAUCUCCAGCUAGACCUGCUAACUGCCAUAGACCAGGCCUUCCCCCCUGACAGCUCUUUGUUAGACAGUGCCUCCCAUGUUGACUGCGGUCCCCAGAAGAAGUUCUAUCAUAAGCAUCCCUGCCCAACCUGCCCUCUGGUGCAGGCCCGGUGGGGUGGGCAGCAAGUGAGGGAUGACUCGGCCACCUGGCUGCGACCGCUGACAUUGCCUGAACUACAGCACUGCUUGGGCAUCGUUGGUGCUGAGGUGGCCCUAGAAGAGGCCCAGUGGCUGGAUGGCCUUAGUCUCCUGCCCUUGGCACUGGCAACGGACAUCCCUGUACAAUAUGAAAAUGCUGGUACUGACAAAGCAGUGGAGGAACCUGUUGGAAGAAGAGAGAUGAGGUCUCAUCUGGUCUAUGAAGUUCCUAUGGAGAAGACCUUCCCUCAAAAAAGCAGUGACUAUUCCUUACCUAACAUUUCUGUCCAGGGUAGAGAGGUGAUAACUAUUCUAAAGACAGAGAGAUACCUGAAGAAGAUCCACUUCCUCUAUCUCAAUGUGGCUCCCAACCGCUACUUUAGGCCCUACAGCCUGAAGGUGGUGCCCCCAAACAAGGUGAAUCCUGAGCACUACAUCUUCUCUCCCUUUGGGAUCCUGCACAUACACCCCUUGGAGGGCAAUGAGGCGAUGACACUGGGUACCUGGCACCGCCACUCUGUUCUCUGGCAACAGCUCCAGUUCAUUCCAUUCUUUAAGUAUUGCCUCUUACGCAAGGCCUUGGCCAGUUGGAAAAAGAAUGUGAGGUUGCAGGAGCUACAUCGACUCCAGGGUGUCAUAGGGAAUCAUCUUCUCUCAGCUGUGCCCCACUUUGGAGCUGGGCUGCUCAACAUUAACAGACUUUUACAAGAGCUACACUCUGUGUCCUGGCUGCCUCAGGAGCCAGACGUGUGCUAUGAGCUUACCGACCUGCAGAAGGCUCUAGCCAAGCAGAACCACAAGGCUCUACGGCUGCUGUGCCACUGCCUGAAGCUUUGUUCAUCUAUUCUUCAUCUGGUUCAUGACGACACAUACCACAUGCAACAGGGCCUGCAGGAGCGAGUGCAAAACUGCAACCGGAUCAGGACAGGCCAAGGCUCUAUAUACCUUCAGAGGGUACAGCGCCAGCAGCUGGAGAAGAAGCUGAAGCAGGCAGAGAUCUGGUUGCUGCAGCUGGGGAAGUUUGCCCGUCUGGUCAACUACAUGAUUUGUCAGAGUCUCGUUUCUAUCUUGGAAGAUGAGAUUACGUCUUUUGUGUCCAACAUCCUGCAAGCCCCGAGGCAGAAACCCUUUCUUUUGUCUCGACUGGUCUUUAAUGAUCACGGCCAGCUGUCUCAUGUGCCUUGUGGUGAGAAUAUGAUCCGGAUUCUAACUGAGGGCCUACAAUCUGUCAAGGCCUCUGUCUUGCAGGUAGUCAAGUCUAAAGACCUGAAGACCUCCGGGGAUUCCCUGCCUUCUGAAGAAGAGGAGGAGGAGGAGGAGAAUUCAGACACAGAAUUCCUGGUACCCAAGUUUCAGAGCCAGCCCAGCGAUGCUGUACGUAUCUUCUGUGGCCCAAAUGUAGGAUUGGUGUGGCCCUGGAAAUCUCACUCAAUUAUUGAUAAUUUGGUAGUCCGUGGGUGCAAGCUUCGGGGCCAGUACUGGCCCCAUAAUUAUAAGCAGCUGCAGGAAGAUCUGGACAACAACGCUGGGAUCCAGCAGGCACUGACUACACAACAGGUACUCCUGGAGGGCAUGCUGUGGGAGGUGCAGGAAUUCUGCAAGGAACAUCAGUGGAUAACAGAUAUUUAUGAGUUCCUGCAACCCUGGGGGCCUCAGAAACUGGAGGACAUGAUAGGCUGUCCCAUCAAGAAUUAUGUGACACUGGUGAGCCGCCUGAAUGUGUGGCAGGCCCAGGUCUCCAAAAUGCCUGUCGAGUUGCUCACAAAAGGCAAGUUGCUGCUGCUGAGCUGCCAUGAUGUGCAGGCGGAGUUGAAAUCCAAGCUAGAGAGCAUGAGGAAGGACAUUCUCACACAGGUGCAGAAUGAGUGCUGCAGCCGCAGUCAGCAGCUAAUGACAGAACUCACAGAUUUCAUACGGGUCUUCCAAAUCAUCAACUCCGACGUACACGCCAUUGCACAGUGCUCCCAGAAGUUGAACGAGGCCAAUGAACAGUAUGUCAGCCUGGAGAAGCGAAUGGAAUACAUCCGGUCACUCCACGAACUCAUCCACAUCCACUUCAGCCUCUUCACUGCUGAGAAUGAGGCAUUGGAGAAUUCGCUUCUGAGUGUAUGGGAGACUUUUCAGUCUGAGAAAAGUGAGGCCUCGGAGUUCCUGCUCAGAAACCGACAUGCCAUUGUGCCCAAGCUGCAGAAGCUGAUCGCAGCAGCAUUAGCAGAACUGGAAAGCCUGCUUGAAAAAGCUUUGUCUGGUCCUUUCAUGGACCCUACACAAGAACAGAGGAGCACUGAGCACCAGCUCAUCUCUCUAGAGCGUCAGUUCCAGAACACAGUCAGCCAUGUCAGUGAACUGCACUACACCUAUACCACCUUCACUGGGGAUGAGAGUCCUUUGCCUUUGCCACUCUGUGGGACCCGUCCUAUUGUGCAGCAGCAACGCAUCUGGCACCUCUACCGAGUCAUCUCUGAGAACAUCAGUGAGUGGAAGUGCAUGGCUUUUGCUAAGUUCAAUUUGGCUAUGGCCCAGGAAAAGACAGAAGGCUGGCUGACAGAGGCAGCGCGGAUGAGCACAACCCUGGGGAUCCACAGUCCAGUACUGCAGCGCUGCAUGCGCAUGCUGGAAGAGUUUCGCAGCUACCUGCCAUUGCUCACUAAGCUGAGCAGUCUCCAGCUGCAGAACAUCAACUACCAGUCCCUCUUUCGAGCCUUAGGUUUGGGCAGUCUCCAGAGUAUGGAACUCCUAACACUGGGCCAGCUGCUCUCUUGUCCAUUGCUGGAGUUUGCAGAUCGAAUCAGCCAGGUCUGGCAAUGUGAGACUGAACGAAUUCAUGCCCAAGAGAGUCUACAGCGGCUACAGCGGUACUGGGAAAUGCGCCAGCUACGCCUCCUCAACUUCAUCUUGCACGUCCCCUACGAGCCUCCAGUCUUGGAGCACUCUAAGAGGCAGGCAGUCCACAGUUCCCAGUUGGAGGUAGUGGGCAAGGAUAGUGGCACCUUUAUCCUCUCAGGCUACAGCAGCCUGGAGGAUUCCAUCCAAGAAAGUCUUCAGACAUUGCUCAACAUCCUGGCCACCCAAAAAUCAGGAGACUUACACAAAGUAGCUUUGGAGUGGGUGACCAUCAUGCAUGGUUUGGGUGCCCUGCUGGACGUGUGGGUGACUUUCCAGCAGAAGUGGAUUUUUCUGAAUAAAGUUCUGUAUGAGAUGAAGAUCCCAUUUCCUAGUGCUGACCUGCACUCUCGUUUCAAGGCCAUGGAUGAUCAUUAUCGAACCCUGAUGUGCAUCUCCGUAGCUGACCCGAUGGUUCUGUCCCUCACUGUGCCCAGUGCCAAGAGGAGCCCUUACUUCCAAGGCCAGCAGCUCCAGCAGCUGCUGCAAGCUGGAUCAGCGGAGCUGGAGGGCAUCAUCACGGCUCUGGAGAAUGUGCUGUAUGAGGUGUGUGCUCACUUCCCCCGCCUCUUCUUCCUCAGUGACAGUGAGCUGGUGGCCCUGUUGGCUGCCCCUCUGGAGUCACAUGAGACCCAGCUGUGGGUGCAACGCUGCUUUCCUCAUGUGCAUGCUGUGAGCUUCAAGUCCAGUUCAACUGAUGAGAAAAAUAUGGGUGAUCAGCAGGCAAGCCCAGGCACACAGACUCAGGUAGAGGCAUUUGCUGUGCGAGGGGCGAGUGGGGAGGAGGUGAAGCUGCAGGGGCCCCUUCCUCUGCACCUUGACCUUCCCAAGUGGCUGGCCUCUCUAGAGAAGUGUCUACGCUUGGCACUGGUGCACAUGCUACAGGACUGUGUGGCCACCCGCCUCGCUCGGGGCCCAUCCCUAGGCAAGGCCUUUAAGAAGCUGCACCCAAAGAGUCAGUUGUCACAGCAACUGUAUGUCCAUCACUGGCUGGACUUAGUGGAGGCUUUCCCAUGGCAGUGUGUGCUGGUAGCAGAAGAGGUGGUGUGGUGUGCCGAGAUGGAACAGACUCUACUUGAGGGUGGAAUCUUGGCCAUGGUACCUGAGCAUAUGCACAAGCUUGAGGUACUGGUGCAAUUUGUACGGGCUCAGAGGGCCCCCCAGGAUGGGCAACCACUGCUCUCUGUCCGCCAGACCAGCCUGCUCAGUGCCCUGCUUGUCAUGGCAGUGACUCACCGUGAUAUAGCACAGCUGCUGGAACAACAUCAGGUGAGUGACCUGACAGAUUUCCACUGGGUCCGCCAACUCAAGUAUCACCUGGGUUCACCUCACUUGUUCCCCCAAAGCCCCCUGCAGAAUCUUAAGACUAUUGCAUCUACUGAGUCCUCUCUGUCGCCACCUGCAUGCUGGAUAGAUGUACUGGGCCGGUCCUUCCUGUACAAUUAUGAGUACCUAGGUCCCAGACUAGAGCCACUUCCUAUCCUGCUGCCUGAGCGGCCAGUGCUGGUUCUGUUAUUGGCCCUGGAGGAAGUGGCCUGUGGGGCCCUAGUGGGUCCUGAUGGUGUGGGCAAGACAGCUAUGGUGAAUGGCCUGGCAUGGGUCCUGGGCCGUCAGCUGGUGAUGAUGCCCUGCUUGCGUCAGAUAGAGGCCCGGUGCUUGAGCAACUACCUGAAUGGUGCCUUGCAGGGUGGUGCCUGGCUGCUAUUGGAGGCAGUUCAGCAUCUGCCCCCUGGCUUGCUCUCUGCCUUGGGCCAACGCCUGGAUGAACUGCACCACCUCUAUGCCCCACUGUACCAGGAGGUUUCCCGAAGCAUCAGAACCAUAGACCCCACCCAGCCCCAGCUACUUGGCAGUGGCUUCUUUGAGAAACACCAGGUGUCCAUGCGCCUUGGCUAUGGCUGUCUUCUGACACUGCGUGCAGUGGGCCCUGCUGUGCCUGCCAACCUGCACCUGUUACUGAGACCUGUGUCAUUGUCACUGCCUGACCUUCAGCGAGUGGCAGAGCUGACACUGCUGGGUGCAGGGAUGCGGGAUGCCUCCCGCAUGGCUACGCGCCUAUCCAAAUUCUUCUCUCUAGAGCGGGAGCUGGUGUCUGGAUCCCUGCCUGGCCGCUUGCCACUGCUCAAGCAAAUAUUAGAAGAUACAAUACAAACACUAAAUGUGUCCAAGGUAGAACUCAAUUCCCAGCAGCCCUGUAGUCUAGCGGCCAUUGAGGAGGCUGCCCUACUGCAUGCCCUGCUGCGCUCACCACUGUUCAACAUCCUUGAUAGGGUUCGCCUGCACAACCUCCAAGAGCUGCUCUGUGGGCUUUUUCCUAGUGCCAGCCACGUGCUGGCAGAGCCUGUGACUCACAGGCUGAUGAAGCCAUUAAUGGUGGAGGAACUGCGACAGGUAGGUCUGUAUCCUGGCCCUGACAUUUUGGGAUCCCUGGAUCAGCUGAGCCAGGCCCUGAGCAGGUCCUCGGGCAUUCUGCUUUUGGGCCUUGCAGGCAGUGGCAAGACUACUUGUUGGCAAAGCUUAUUUAAGAUUCAGAAUCGGCAAAUAGCCACGCAGGGCACCUCAACCCAGGGCUAUCAACAAGUAGAAAUUACCCACUUGUACCCCAGUGCACUCAGCUCCCAAGAGUUCCUGGGAUGGCUAGAGGGCCCCUGUUGGCACCAUGGUGUCUUCCCCAGACUACUUCGUGCAGCCCCUCAGUAUAACAGCAUGGGUUCAAAAGGGAAGACAGAGGAAUCAAAAGGGAUUCAGCACUGGAUAGUAUGUGAUGGAGCCUCCAGUGCUGCUUGGCUGGACUCCAUCACGUGCCUCCUCAGUGACCCCGCCCAGCUUAGCCUCCCCAAUGGCCAGCAGAUGGCACGACCUCCAGGUACCUUUUUCUUGAUGGAAGUGGCAGAUGCAACAGGCAUGUCCCCUACCUUGGUGGGCCGCUGUGCUCUAGUCUGGUGUGGUGGGGAGCAGACUUGGCAGUCUAUGCUUAGCAUCUUGAUGGCAGCUUUGCCCCAUGAGUACCGCCUGCAGCUCAAGACGGUCACUGAACUCAACCGCCUGGCUGAAGUUCUGGUGCCUGCAACGUUCCGAUUCCUGACCCGCCAGGGUGCCAGCUCUCUGCUGCAGGUACAUGAGCAGCAGGCUGUUUGCCCAGGCGUGGCUGAAGUCACCAGCCUGGCCCGCAUCUUACGUGGUCUGCUUGACCCUCACCUGCGCCAAGAUAAGGAAGAAAAGGCACAUGGCUCAGAGGGCCUCAUCUAUAGUGAUCCUGUGGUCCAAAGAAUCUGCUCCUCAAAAAGCAGCUCUCAGAACAAGUCCAAGGUUGACAGUGAUGGUGAGCCAAAUAAGCGAAGAGAACAUUUGAGGGCUGUCAGCAGCUUUCUUUUUGCCUUAAUUUGGGGAUUUGGAGCCCAUCUUCCUUCCAGGCUCUGGCCCCUCUUUGAUACGUUCAUGAGGAGUUCUAUCAAUUGUCUCUCCAACUACCCUGACCUACCACCCUCAGUCUUGGUAUUUGAUCUACAUGUAAGCCCCGAGGAUGGGACAUUGGUCCCUUUCACUGGCCAGUACCUGAGCAGCCGCAUCAAGGGGAUUCUGGGAAAUUUCCACCCCUCUACUCAGACUGAACGGCUCCUGUAUGUUGUGGACCUGCUCCUGUCGAGGGGACAGCCAGUGAUGCUGGCUGGAGAGGCAGCCACAGGGAAGUCAACCUUUGUUGAGGUGCUAGUGGAGCCAAACAACCCUUAUACAUACAGCCCCAUUCACCCUGCCUUCGGCUCCACGCACCUUCGCCUCCUGCUGAGCAGAGGGUUCCAGGGCCAAACACAAGCCAGCCCUCGGCCUGGGCAACGUCAGGAUUCUAAAGGCUCCCUUCUCUUCCUGCUGGAGGAUCUGCACCUGGCUACUUCUGACCCAGAGAAGAGCUGCCAACCAGUGCUGGAGACUCUGCGCCAGGCCAUGGAUGGCACAGUGUAUGCCCACAACACCUUGGAACUGCAGACACUGCAACCUGUAGUCAACUUCCUUGCCACUGCCACAGUACCAGGAUGCUGUGAGCGCCCACUGUGCCCACGCCUCUGUAGACUCUUCACAGUGCUGGCCCUAGGCAGCAUGACCCAGGCCACUCUGCUGAGCAGGCAUACCCCUAGCAUCCAGGCCUGGCUCGAGCGCUUCCCCUCUAUAGAACAGGAAGGUGUUCUGGCCAGAGCCCUAGUCCGGGCCUCAGUGGAGGCCUGGGAGGCUAUGUGCAACUACUUCAUGCCCUCACCCCUUCACCCACACUAUCGUUUCUCCCUGCACUCCGUGAGCCACCUCCUCGGCAGCCUGCAGCUGCUGCCCACCAGAAUGGGUUCUCGAAGUUGUAUGGACUGUCUGAACCACCAGGAGCACUUGCGCAGGGUGUCAGGCUUACGUGGCACUCGCCUGACUGUCAUGAUGGCCAUGCGUAACAUGGUGCGUCUUUGGUUGCAUGAGGCACAGAGAACCUUUUGUGACCGACUCAACACCCCUAGGGAACGUUCCUACUGUGCCGAUCUGCUCCUAGAAAUAGCUCAGAAUGUCUUCUGCUGUGGGGUGGGGCCCCAGCACCUGGGCAAGGACUACGAGGAAGAUGAAGAGAGGGAGAAGGUGCCUGAAGUGGAAUCUGAUGGGGAGUUGGCUCAGUGGGAGGAUUUAAGUAGCAGUGGCAGUGAGACAGAGGAGGAGGAGGACCCUUAUGGCCUUCAUGUCACCACAGCUUCACACAUGAGUGAUCCGUGUCCAGCACCAUCCACGAGGCCAGGAAGCAGGGAGACUACAGAAAGCACAACUCACCAGAUAGGGCAAGAGGAAGCCACAAAGGCCUCUAGCUAUAAGAUCCAGGCAAAGAAGUGUAAGAAUGUGUGGCAGAAGGCACCCCAGAUGGACCUGGUCUCACCCCUGUUGCUGCCCGUGUUACUACUCCGUCCCCAGGAAAAGCCCUCAGACCUAGUCUUCAGUCAGAAGCUGGUAUUGGGGUCCAACUCUGACAGCCCAAACUUGUACCUGGAACGGCAGUGGGAGACCCUGGAGGAGCAGCUAGCCACCUCCGCUACCCAGCUGAGGCUGAGCCCUCACCUUGCCCGGUGCCACUCCAUGGCCCAGCAUGUGGCCCGCUUGGUCCGGGUACUAGCCAGGCCCCGGCAGCAUGGCCUACUGCUUUCAGGGGUUCUGGGUACUGGGCGCCGUACUGCCAUCACUCUGGCCACUAGCAUUUGCCAGGUCCGCCUUUUCCACCUGCCAUGUGGGUCAGAGGAGGCUGUUCUCCAGUGCCUACGAGACGCCAGCUGGCAUGCUGGUGUAUUAAACCAGCCAACAGCCUUGCUGGUUCCCAAAGGUGUGGAUCUCACUACCUUUCAUCGCUUGCUAGCCCUGGCAACCUCAGGCAGUUUCCCUGACCAGUACACAGAGUCAGAUCUGGACAGCAUAGAAGAACAACUCCCCAGGGAGAACACUGGUGUCAAACAGAGCACGAAGAAGGAAUGCUUGUUGCAGAGGUUCUACCAGCAAGUGUGCAGCCAUCUGCACAUGUUCUUCCUGAUUGGAGAUGACCAGGCCCACAAGCAGCUGCCCUCCACCCUUUUUCUGAGGCUUCUUCAACUGACCACCACCAGCAUUGACCACUAUGAACCCUGGGACCAAGCUGCCCUAGUCAAGGUGGCCAAGUACCACCUGGCAGGUGCUCAGAAUCUACCCCAUGAUGACAAGCCCAUUGAGGUCCCAUCAUUUUUCCUGCCCUCCUUUUCCUAUUUCCCUACAAACUUACAAGACCAGGUUAAAGCCAUGAGCUUUACAGGCUCCUUGAAGUACCCAGACCUCCAGGCCUCAGUUCCCAGUGUGGCCAAAGCCAUGGCCUUCAUCCAUCUCUCAGCUGCUAGCUAUCAUGAACACCUGUGCCCUGUAUUGCCACUUGUGACUCCCAAGACCUUCCUAGACUUUCUGAACACCUUUCUGCUGCUGCACCAACAGUUUACCCUGAAGAUGAAGAAUAGGGCCCGGAGGAUCCAGAAUGCCCUGGAGAAUCUGCGCAUGCUGAUUGAGCAGCACAGUACUUUCACCAGCCUGGUCUUCAACUUGGAACAGCAGCUGAAAGGCUCCCACAAGAACGUCAGCACAUUUCAGCAGCAACUAGAGCAGAGUAAGCUUCUGUACAAGCGACAGUUGUUAGAGUGUCGGCACCAGGAGAACCUCAUCGAGAACCUGAUUAAGCAGCGGGAUGCCCUGCGGGCUCAACAUGAGGCUUUCCUGGAGCAGAUGGGCAAGGCAUUUCUGGGGCCUUUAAGCCAGCUGCAGGUAACUGACUUUGAGGAGAUACGGAGCUAUCGAUCACCACCAGAAUCUGUGGUCCGAGUGACAGAUGCACUGUGUGACCUCUUCCACCGCGACACAGGCUGGGCCAGUGCCAAGCAGCUGCUAUGCACCGAGGAUUUUUAUCAGGAGCUGGUGUUCUUCCCCAAGGAGAAGAUGACAGACUCAGAGCUCAUAAAGCUAAACCAAGCUCUGAAGGCUCCAGGUAUGAGCGAGGCAGCCCUGCGGGCCGUAAGCAUACCUGCAGCAAACCUGGCAGUCUGGCUGUGGGCUCUUCUGCGCUAUGGGCUGGCACAGCGCCGGGGACUGCCCACAGGCCUGCUGCUGAGGCAGGUGGAGGCGACGCUGACUCGGGAGCAGGCCCGCCUAGGCUGUUACCAGUUUCAGGCACAGGAGAUGCUGGAGCAUACUAUGUCUCUGACUAAGAAGCUGGAAGAGGCCCAAGCUUCCCACAGCCAAGUAAUAGAGACCCUCAAUCAGGCACAAUAUGGUCAAUAUCACAAAUGGCCCAUAGAGGCUGCAUUGCUCACGCCCAUGCACACCUGGAUUACACAGCUACAGAAGCUGAAGGUGCGCUGCAUGACUAUGUUUGGAGAUGUCCUCCUAUGUUCAGCCGCCAUCGUCUACCUGGGUCCCUUCCCACCACUGCGGCGUCAAGAGCUACUGGACAAGUGGCUAGCCCUGUGUAGGGGCUAUCAGGAGGCUCUGUGUCCAGAUGAUGUGGCACAGGCACUGAAGCAGGGGCAGAAAUCUAUCAGCAGGCCACCAAAGAACCCCCUGCUGCCCAUAAGCUUUCCUUUCAGUAUUCUGGCCUUGCUGAGCUCUGAAUCUGAACAGUACCAGUGGGACCAAGAUCUGAAGCCCCAGGCAAAGUCAGCUCGCUUGGCAGGCCUCCUCCUGAGAAGCCUCACCCACUAUGAUAGCUGUCGUUGGCCUCUGCUACUUGACCCCAGCAACCAGGCCCUCAUCUGGCUGAACCCACUGCCUCUGGAAGAGACUAGAUGCGUGGCACAAACCCCCACUGAAGGCAGAGGCUCAGACCUCAUGAGAAGCCACAGCAGAGAGAAUGGGGAGGAGGAUUUGGAAGAGGAAGAUGGCAAUAACAGAGAGAGGAAUGAGGCUGAGGAACAAUCAAAAGAGCAGAAGGCAGAAGAAAGGAAAACUGAGAAGAAGAAAGAGCAAGACCAAAAAGAAAAGGAAGAGGAGGAGAAUGAGGCAGAGAGUCAGGGGCCACAGCUGGCCUCUGAGACUCCGUCUCCACCUCUUUGCCUCAGUGUGUUCUCAGGUGCUGACCCAGGGCUGGGUCCUCAGCUCUGUGAGGCAGCUGCCAGCGGCCUUCCUGUGCUCCUGACCAACAUGGAGCUGGGCCUGAGGUGCCAAGAAUUGCAAUGGCUGCUGCAGCGGGACCAGCUGAGUCCACCCGAGGUGCAGCCUGGCUUCUGUCUGUACCUGAGCACUACCCUUCCCCUCCAUACCUUGGAAAAAGUGCUAGGUUGUGAACUGCUGAAGGGGAUGAAUGUGCUGGAUCUGGGCCUGAACAUGGAAAUACUAGAAGAGCAGAUGCUGCAUGAAAUCUUGUGCAGAGAGCGUCCUGAGCUCGAGAACCGCUGGCAUGACCUAAAACUGAGAGCCCUGAAUGCUCACAAAGCUGUGGAGGCUGCUGAGGAGCACCUGCUGCUGAUGCUGCUGCACCAGGACCCAAAGCAUCAGAAACCAGCCAAGUUUCUGCGGGACAUGGUGAGGGCCCAGGCAGAGCUAUGUCAGCUGCGUGCACACUGUGAAGAAGUAGAAGAGCAGAAGAUACAGGAGGUGGUAUUGUGGGUACCAUAUCGGCACGUGGCUUGGCAUGGGAUGGCCAUAGUAAAGGCCCUAAGCCCACUGCAGAACCUGCUACCGCUUUUCCGUAUGAGUCCAGAGAACUGGCUGGCAGCCACCAAGAAGGCUCUGGACAACAUGAAACCACAUGAUAAUCUUCAUGGCGAGGACCUGGACAGCCAUCUGCUGCAACUGAAAAUACAUCUGACACAUCAGCUGCUGGGCAGCACAGUGACUGCACUGGGCCUGACCCAAGUACCCUUGGUGGGAGCCUUGGGUGGUUUGGCUCUGUUACAAGUGACAAGUAAAGCAACAAAGCUUGAGAGGCUGGCAUUCUGGCCUGGACUGGCAGCAUCUCCCAGCACAAGCCAUAGAAAGCCAGCCUCAGGUGUGGCUCGACCUGCCUGGCUAGGGCCGAAAGCCUGGCAGGAAUGUGGGGUGUUGGAGCUGCUGCCCCCAUUUGUCGGGCUGUGUGCAUCCUUGGCUGGCCAUCCUAACAUGUGGCAGGAUUACCUGUCACUCUCAUCCACAGUGCUAGGUCCUGCACCUGGGCCUGGGUCCGAGCCCCUCAGCCUCCUCCAGAAGCUGAUCUUGUGGCGUGUGCUGCGACCGGAGACUCUGGCAGGAGCCCUGAAAGACUUCACCACCAGCCUCUUGGGUCGGCCUCUGGAUGAAAACCUGUGUACCCCCACCGUGUCCUUGGAACGUAGUCGGGCUACUCAGCCCAUACUGAUCUUGUUGCCACCACCUGGUCAGCCUAGAGCCACCCUACAUCCUUUGACUGUAAUUGAGAAAUUGGCAUCCAAGCAUGAACAGGGGCAGAAGCAUCUGAAGGUGAUAGCCCUGGGCUCUGAAGCCUGGGACCCAGUCCCGGUUGUGAUAAGCACUCUAUGCCAGGCUGUGCACGAGGGGCACUGGCUGGUGCUGGAUAACUGCCAUCUGAUGCCCCACUGGCCAAAAGAGCUGCUACAGCCCUUGUUGCAGCUGCUGGAUGAAGCCAAGGUGGUCUCGGACAUGGAAUCAGAACUCCUUUCAGCCCGGUCUGAAAACGGGAAUGUGGCCACUGUCCAUAGAGAUUUCCGUCUUUGGCUUAUUGUGUCUGCAGAGGCCAGUGCUUCCUUGCCAGCUGUGCUGGCUCAUCACUCCAUGCCUGUUUUCUGGGACCAGUCCCUGGAACUGGGCCAUGUCUUGAUUGAUAGUAUGGAGCUAGCCCAGCAAGGACUCUACAUGCAACCUCCUUACCAGGCACUGCCUCUGCUUUUCCUACAUGGCCUCCUGCUACACCGGCAGCUCUAUGGAAUGAGGCUGCAGGGCCACAGGGGGCGCUGGAGUCAAGUUACCUUGACCCAGGUCCUUCAGACUCAAGAUCGGUUGUGGGCCACUGUCAGCAACCCCAGUACUGCCAUGCAGGAGCUGGCUGCUUCAAUUUUCUACGGGGGUGCUCUGGGGGACACCGAGGACAGAGAGGCCCUGGUUAGCCUCACACAAGCCUGCCUGAGCCCUAGCAGCAGGAGCUGGGCCCAGCCACACACACCUCAGUAUCUGUUGGCCACGCUGAUGCCCAGCCCAGACCUAGAGGAGCUGGAUGCAAUAGCAGAGUGCAAAGCCCAGAUGCACUUACUGCCCACACCACCUGAACCUCGGAUCUGCGGACUGACUGAGGGUCCCCAGGCCUCGCUGAUGCGACGCCAGAGUCGUGUACUCCUGAGCGCCCUGCAGAGGAGUUCACCCACGUGGGUUCCUGCGGCUCCUGCAGGGGCCCGGCGAACCGAAAGGAGGUUGCGGCAACGCAUAGUGCAAGCUCGGCGGAGGCUGGAUUCAUUGCAGGCUCUGCUGACCGAAGCUCCUCGCCAUGACGAGUCUGGCGCCUCAUGGGACGUGCUGGGGCCAAAUGUGCAGAGGCCUCUGGAGCGCUUCCUAGAGACCGAGGCGCUGGAGCUGGGACAGCUGGUGAGCAGGCUACAGAGAGACCUCGACUGCCUGUUGCAGCAGCUCAAAGGCGCGCCCCCGUGCCCCUCCCAGCGCUGCGCAGCUGUGGCCCACGCUCUCUGGAAUGGUCGCUUACCCGCGCCUUGGCGAUCCCAUGCGCCCGCCGGUCCGCAGCCGCCCUGGCACUGGCUGCGGCAGCUGUCGCGCCGUGGGCAGCUAUUGGUUCGCUACCGAGGUUUGGGCGCGGAUACCGGCGCUGAAGUACCAGAGCGUGUCUUUCACCUGUCAGCCUUUCGCCACCCGCGCCGCCUGCUGCUGGCACUGCGUUGGGAGGCUGCCCUGGACCGGUGUGUGCCCAGCUGGAGCUGCCCUGAUAGCCAAAGCUUAGGCGCCAGUCCUCUCCGGCAAAAACGUCAGGAGCUGAACAGCAACGCUCUUUGCCUCCGGGUGGAGAAUGACCCAAAUCCCACGGUUCCAGAGAUGGGCCUGCUGCUGAUCGGGUUACAGCUCCAGCAUGCUGAGUGGGACCCGGUAGCUGGGGCCUUGCAGGACAGUUCUUGCAGCCAGCCCAGCCCUCUGCCUCCGAUCAGCGUAAGCGCACAGCCCCCGGGUGGCAAUGACUUGCCACUCCAAGCCGGCCUGGCUGUGUAUUCCUGUCCCGUGUACAUGGCAGGGCCCCUCGGCACCACUAAGCUGCACAGUGGGAAUAUCCUGAUGCACUUGCCCCUACGGACAAAGAUCAGCCCAGCCAUCUGUAUCCAACGGAGAGUUCACGCAUGCAGCCCACCUUUGCCCUGAGCCCUCUACCAAAAUAAAGUU